AUGGUCAACCGCGGACGCUCCGAAGGCUGCAUGACGUGUAAGCAGCGCCGCGUCAAGUGCGACGAGGCGAAGCCCAAGUGCCGAUCUUGUCUGCGCCUCGGGUUUCGCUGUCGAGGCUACAAGCCCAAGUUUACCCAAUUCAAGUUCAAAGACCAGAACCACAAAUUUUACACAAAAUCUAAUCACAAUGUUAAUUUCCGUGGCGGCUGCGAUGUCGUUGGGGCUGCACCUAGUUUGCGCGCAUCGGCCGAGUCCAACACUCAGGAUCGCGAGGCUGUGAACGCAUUAUCUCUGCAGCGGCUCUCGGAGCCAGAGAGCGCUGUGCCAUUCUUUCUCGGCCACUACGCCAGCAUGGGCCGCGACAUGGGAUCGACGCGCGGCUUCUUCGAGAUGCUCGUCCCCGCCUACGCUUCGCAGCGGCAAGAGUCGGCGCUCUCGCUGGCGGUGUCGGCGUUGGCGUCAGAGAUCUUGUUCGUGUGGCGGCAAGACGCGAGCAGCUUCCGCUCACCGCGAAAGUCUUAUUCUCGGGCCAUUGCACGCCUCUUGACCGCAAUACAGGAUCCCAUAGAGCGCAGUAGGCCGGCAACUGUACUGGCCGUGCUGGCACUGCAGACCUACGAGAAUGCGUCCGCGAUAUACCAUCUUCGUCGGGCGUCGAGCACUCACCACAACGGCGCCGCGUCUUUGCUCUUGUCUAUAGACGCGGAUGGCAUGGACAGCACGGCACGCGCCUACCUACAAAAGUUUAUGCUACAUACCGAAGUUUCGACCGCGAUACGGCAGAAACGGCCGCUGAAGAGUAUUGCAUACUCGUGGAUGGGGAGCAAGGAUACAAGCGCCGUGCCGGAUAACCCUAGCUCGGCGCUUGAUGCCAUAGGGGCGUUCUUUGCCGAGCUUCAGGCCAGCUACACGCAGUUGAUGACGCAGGGUGGUUCUACGACGUCGUUGGACCGUGGUCUGAAAGAAUGGAGGGCCGAGGCCGUGAGGCUUGAUGCAAAGCUUCAGGCGUGGGCGGAGACCGUACCGGAUCACUGGAGGCCACUGAGGCUCAUAAGCGGUCGGGAUUUCGACUCGUCGAUACCUGCCUACCAGUCCGUCUGCGAGGUGUAUCCGUCAUGCCAGAUUGCUAGCGUUUGGAACCUUUGGCACAUCCAACGUCUCCUGCUGGCCAAGAUGAUGCUCGGCUCUCUCAAUGCAUUCCCAGAUCUAAAUUGCUUUGGUUUCGCGUACGGGCACUUCCUCGGCGACCCAAUAGAACUUUCCACCUGCCAACAAACAUUGCAGGAAGUGGUCGACCGCAUGUGUUACAGCAUACCUUUCCAUCUCGGCAACCGAACCACGCGGGUCAGCCUCACAGAUUUCACUGACCCGACGAUUCUACUGCCCAGCGACUGCUCGCUGGAAGGCGGCACACGACAGGACAGGAGUGGUCUCUUUGCGGGGAUAUCGAGGGAUGACCAUAGACGCCAUGUCAUUGCACAGGGGCCAUGGCGCGUCAUGCAUCCGCUGAGUCGCUUGCUCACGCUCUUCUCGGAAGAUGGCGGCGAGGUGAUUGCAAGCCUUCUCAGGCCUGGGCAGCGGGACUGGGUCCGCGAUCAGUUCAUACGUGUUGCCACGUUGCUGCACCUUCCAUCGCAUUCCAGCCAUGACAUGGAGAGAUCUGAAUCGUCGGGAUGCUCUGCAGAUGCAAAGGCUGAGAACCUGGCCAAGGAGAUUAGAAAAGGCGCCAUUCUCAUGAGUGGUCCAUAA
Beauveria bassiana ARSEF 2860 is the source of this 1749-nucleotide messenger RNA. Its product is annotated as C6 zinc finger domain protein. NCBI's taxonomy places the organism in Eukaryota, Fungi, Ascomycota, Sordariomycetes, Hypocreales, Cordycipitaceae. Gene Ontology annotation, biological process: regulation of DNA-templated transcription. Gene Ontology annotation, molecular function: zinc ion binding; DNA-binding transcription factor activity, RNA polymerase II-specific. The record is from RefSeq and is a predicted model, not a curated record. The transcript has a single exon. Bases 1 to 1749 code for a protein of 582 amino acids.